AUGCGCCGGUCAGGACUCGUGUCAGGGGGACUGGCACUAGCGACACUCUGGCAUGUCAUUCUGCUGCCACCGAUUUGGCCGGAACUGAUCAGACUGUUGCUAAAGCUCACGACGAUGAUUGAAAGUGCGACCAUUGGCACAAUCAUUAUCCCGAGAGUCGUUGGAGGCUUGAGCUGGCCUGAACAUAGCACUUUAUCCUACAACCAACAGCAUCACAUUGACUGGAUAACAUUUCUUCACAAUCGUACUCGUCUCCAAGGUCCCAGAAACACGAGUGUUCUUCUCAAGCAUUCUGCAGUGCUUCGCUGUCGACUGGACUACGAGCCGAUGACCUCAGCCUCGGAAAUUAUUAGCUCUGGUGCCUUCGGCGCAAUCUCCUCGCUGUCUUCGUGGAACCCACCUAUUGGAGCUGAACAGUUUCAUUGGCCAGUAUAUGACGGUGUACAUCAGCAACUAAGCCUUCAGUGGAUAGUUGACGGUUUCGGCGUCGACAAUGAAUCACUGCAGACUGUUUUCGGCGACCGCUAUCAAAUUCCUGGCAGGAAAGAGGCAGGUAAGGACGAUGUAGAGCAAUAA
This is a messenger RNA of Protopolystoma xenopodis, 576 nucleotides long. Lineage: Eukaryota; Metazoa; Platyhelminthes; Monogenea; Polystomatidea; Polystomatidae. The record is from the annotation of a GenBank genome assembly.